This is a messenger RNA of Salvelinus namaycush (lake trout), 2280 nucleotides long. Its product is annotated as tudor domain-containing protein 5-like. Lineage: Eukaryota; Metazoa; Chordata; Actinopteri; Salmoniformes; Salmonidae. Bases 1 to 2280 code for a protein of 759 amino acids. The record is from RefSeq and is a predicted model, not a curated record. Gene Ontology annotation, biological process: spermatogenesis. The transcript is spliced from 13 exons.
AUGACCCAGGAGCAGUUGCUCUCGAGCCUGAAGAAGGAUGUGCGCUCCCUGCUCAUCUCAGCCAAGCAGGGCCUGACCCCAGAUCAGCUGAAGAGAGACUACAUCAACAUGCUGGGCCACCCCAUGCCCCUGAGGAUCCUUGGCUUCCGCAACGUGCUGGACAUGAUCCGCGAGAUGCCCGACGUGGUGUAUGUCCUCUAUCUGGGAGAUGGCAGCAUAGUGUUGAAGGCCGUGGCUGAUGACGCCACCAGAGGCAUCGUGGAGUUGGUGGCCAAGCAGCGCAGUGCCAAGAAGGCCCCUGCUCAGCGUGGCGGUGUGGGCUUCUUCUCCCCACGCUACCAGCAUCACAACCCCAUGGUCCUGCCGCGGCGUGGCCACGUACCCCCGGCCCUGCCGGCUCAGCUCCGGGCCCAGCUCCACCAGCUGCUCUCCCAUGGGGCCGUGGGUCUAUCGGAGCUGGAGACAGCCUUCGCCCGCCGCUUCGGCUUCCCUUUACGUGUCAACAACUACGGCUUCUAUUCCAUCGCCGAGAUGCUGGCGGCGGCCGCCGACCUGGUGGCAGUCACACAAAGCAGGAUGGGCUCCCAGCUGUCCCUCAGGAGGGCAGUGGUGGCAUCACGGAUGAGGACCGGACCAAUAAAGCCGUUAUUCCCAUUGAAGCAGACCUUCAAAACGGUUCCUAUCGUAAGGCAGAUGACCCAGACAAACUCAGCGCCCCUCCCUGAGGCUGCAGUCCUUAACAGCCCAGAGGGGGACCAGGGCUCUCUGCCAAUGGAUUACACAACACCACAGCCUGAACCUGAACCCACGCAGGAUGGACAACUGUUUCAGAAGUGUGUCAUCAAGCUGGAGGAGGAGCUUAGGCAGCGUAUUCUGGAGAACGGGCAAGCGGGCACUGUCAGUCCAGAACUAAAGGCCAAGCUUCGCCAGGUUGUAGCCCAAAACAGUGAGGGACUAUCCGUCCACGAUCUCCCUGCAGAAUUCAAGAGGGUGUUUGGGGAGGAGCUGCCGGUGGUCCAGAGUGGCUUCAUGAGUACCACGGAGAUGGUGGGCGCCCUGAGCGACACGCUCUACCUGCAGCGCAUGGCGGGCAACGAGGGCAACCAAUGGGUGGUCAUGGACAUCCAGAAUGCCCCUGGACACACAACGCCUCAACAACCAGGAACGGCGGAGCCCGAAGGCCCUGUUGAGGGUGUCAAGGCUCUGAACCCAUCAGGUACGGGCUACUACUUCAGCUGUGGGGAGUCUCCCUGGGAGGGAGAGGGAGGCGAGACCAAGCCCAACUUGGAGGAAGACAUGGAGCUCCGCAUCACCACCAAGACCUUCUACCAGAUGGUGGAUAUGUACGGCUCGUUGCCGGUGCGUUGUCGGCGUGGGGCGGUGAUUCCCCCGGACGCCAUGCGGGGCCAGAGGCUGAGGGCCCCCACGUGCAGGGGCCCUCGGGAGCUGGUGGCCGUGCUGGUGGAGCACGUGGAGUCACCCUCGAACUUCUACAUCCGCUUUGAUGAGAGCCAGGAGGCCCGCGCCCUGGAGAACAUGAUGAUUGAGAUGAGGAGCUGCUACACCUGUCCCGAGGUGUCGGAGCGUUACCGUCUGCCGGAGCGCUACGUGCGUACGGGCCAGGUGUGCUGCGUGGCGCCCCAGGGCAUCUGGUUCUACCGCGUGGUGGUUCACCGUGUCCUCAACGACACCCAUGCAGAGGUCUACUACGUGGACUUUGGAGACCUCACCACUGUCCAGAGGAGCAGCCUCAACUUCCUCAAGUCUUGUUACUCAGAGCUCCCAGCACAAGCAGUCCCGUCAUCGCUGGCUGGAAUCAAGCCUUUCGGUGGCAGCUGGAGUGCCAACGCCAAGACCUCCUUUCAGAAGCUAUGUUGUGACCGUACCCUGGUGGCAGCCCUGCAUGGCUACCACGCCGACUUCCUGCAGCUCUUUCUGUGCGACACGCACACCGAGGAGGACGUGUACAUCCACAGCGCCCUGCAGGCCCAGGGCCAUGGGCUCUGCUGCGCCCCCGCCGUCAGCGCAGCGUUGUGUAACCAGUUCAACCCAGUGAGCCUCUAUCUGGGCGAAGGCGUGUUCGGCGAGGGAAUGGAAAUAGAGGAUGAGGACCCCACCCUGGAGCCUUGCCACGAAGCCACCACCAUCACUUUCCAGCACACCACCCAACCCCUGCCCAAGAGCUCCCCUUGCCCCACUCACACGAUGGUGCAGGGAAUGGCCCCUACUCCGGUCGCCCUAAGCGCAGCACGUCCCAGCUUCAUGGGCGUCGGAGCGUAG